This is a messenger RNA of Cataglyphis hispanica, 5444 nucleotides long. Its product is annotated as fatty acid synthase-like. Lineage: Eukaryota; Metazoa; Arthropoda; Insecta; Hymenoptera; Formicidae. Gene Ontology annotation, biological process: fatty acid biosynthetic process. Gene Ontology annotation, molecular function: fatty acid synthase activity; oxidoreductase activity; 3-oxoacyl-[acyl-carrier-protein] synthase activity. The record is from RefSeq and is a predicted model, not a curated record.
AAAAAGUAGUCUCUCAAAAUGAUCGAUAUGUAUUUUGCAGUUUUUCAUAAUUUUGAACCGUUCCCGAAAUAUAGAUGACGGAGACAGGCUUUAUAGACAUCUUAUACAUGUAAUUCUCAAAUAAAGUUGUGAUAUCUCUUUUCAGAAUUAUUUGAAUUUGUAAAAGAUGGAAAAUAACAAGCGAUUCAAUCCAUAUGUCAGUGUUGAUGCUGAAGAAGAAAUAGUUAUCUCUGGUAUUGCCGGAAAAUUUCCUAAUUGUGAAAAUAUAAAAGAAUUUCAAGAUAAUAUUUUCAAUAAAAUGGAUCUUGGUUCGAGCUAUAAUCAACGCUGGACUAACUAUAUCUAUAAAAUGCCUGCUCGAAUAGGAAAAAUGAACAAUAUAGAAAAAUUUGACUCUGAAUUCUUUAACAUAUCGACCGAAGAAGCUCAUGUACUUGAUCCUGGAUGCAGAAUGUUACUUGAGCAUAUCUAUGAAGCAAUUAUUGAUGCGGGUGUAAAUCCCGCAGAACUGCAAGGAACAAAUACGAGCGUUAUCACAGCAAUAAGUGUUUCUGAUACAUUUAUAGAUUUGCCAUACGAAAAGCUUCAAAUUGCUGGAUUACCCAUUCUUGGAUGCUCUAAGAAUAUGAUAGCAAGCAAAAUUUCUUAUUGGCUCGGCGUUACUGGUCCGGCGUACAAUAUAGAUACUGCAUGCAGCUCGAGUCAUUUCGCAAUGGUGGAAGCUUACAGGAUGAUUCGAUCUGGCAUUUGCGAAGCGGCUAUUGUCGCUAGCAUAAAUAUAUGCAACAAUCCGUCUGUCACUCAUCAGUUUUUUGCUUUAGGAGUUCUAUCUACUGAUGGUUAUUGUAAACCUUACGAUGAAGAAGGUAAUGGUUAUAUGCGUAGUGAUUCAGCUGCAGUAAUGUACUUACAAAAAGCAAAAGAUGCAAGAAGAAUUUAUGCGACUUUUGUCUAUGGAAAAACCAACUGCGAUGGUUUUAAAGAAGAAGGAAUUACCUUUCCAUCAUUUGACAAACAAAUGUUAUUGGAAGAAGUUUACGAAGAUUGCGAUAUUUCGCCUCUUGAGUUAUUUUACAUAGAGGCUCAUGCAACUGGUACUCUAGCGGGCGAUCCUGUGGAACUUCGAGCCAUAGAUGAAGCUUUAUGCGAAAGACAACUACCUUUGUUAUUGGGUUCAAUAAAGUCGAAUAUUGGAUAUUCAGAAGCUACUAGCGGUCAUUGUCAAAUUGCAAAGGUUUUAAUAGCGAUGGAAACUGGUAUACUAGCAUCUACUAUACAUUUUAAACGUCCACGAAAGAAUAUGACGGCUAUCAUUGAAGGAAGAGUAAAAAUAAUCACUGAACCGACAGAAUAUAAGGAUGGUUAUAUCGGUAUUAAUUCCUUCGGAUUUGGCGGUGCUAAUUGCCACAUAUUACUGAAACCAAAUCCAAAAAUUAAAAUCAACAAUGAAGAAGACAAUAAUUUACCUAGACUUGUAGUUAUUUCUGGAUGUACGGAGGAAGCGGGUAAAAUUAUAUUAGAUGACGUACAGAGUCGGUCGAUAGAUGUAGAAUAUAUCUCUCUGCUACAUCGUAUUCAUAAUGACAAUAUAAAAGGACAUUCCUACAGAGGAUACAUUAUUGCUGGAUCUAAUGAAUCCGAUAAUGCAAUAAUUAAAAUAGAACGCAACGUAUGUACGAAAAGACCGAUUUGUUUCAUAUUUUCAGGACUCGGAUCUCAGUGUUUUAACAUGGGUCGAGCUUUAAUGAAAUUUCCAGCAUUUACUAACGCGAUCCAGAAAUGCGACACAAUUUUAAGACCUUACAAUAUAUCGGUGACAGAUAUAAUAAUAAAUAAAAACAAAGAUAUUGUCGACAAUGUAGUCCAUUUAUUCGUAGGCCUUAUUGGGUUACAGUGGAGGACUCGAGAAAGCAAAACGUCGCUUAAAAACUUCUAUAAUGCGUGUUCAUUAUCUAUGAUCGUAUAUCAAGAUCAAUACUUUGCAGUAAUAAAUAAUUAUGAAUCCUCAUGGAUAGACAGGCUUAAAUCAUUCAUGAACAUUGAAAAUGAAACUAGGAGAAUUAUAGUCGUCGCAGAAGGAGACUUUAAAUGCGGACUAAUCGGCCUUGUAAAUUGUUUGCGAAAAGAAUCGGGCGGUAAAAUGAUUAGAGGUAUAUUUAUUCAAGAUAAAGAUGCACCUACUUUUUCAUUGCAAGAACCGUUGUAUAGAAGCCAGCUACAACUGGAUUUACCCAUCAAUGUUAUACGUUCCAGAAGCAUUUGGGGUUCUUACAGACAUUUUCCAUUACCAUUACCCCAACCAAAACUCGUAAAGAGUGCUUAUGUUUCUCAAAUGGUGCGAGGUGAUCUCAGCACUUUUUGUUGGAUGCAAAGCAUGAUACCUUUGGUCAACAAUGAUGAAGAAAAUCUGGUAAGAAUAGUCUAUGCGUCUAUUAAUUUUAGAGAUGUUAUGACAGCUAGCGGUAGACUCAUUUCGACUUCCGUCGCACCUUUUGAACAAAAUAAUAGUUCCUUAAUCGGAAUGGAAUUUGUUGGUUUUAAUAAAAAUGGACAAAGAGUAAUGGGAAUGUGUCCAAAUAGUGGAUUUACAAAUGUUUACACAGCUGAUAAAUAUCUCAGUUGGGUCAUACCUGAUCAGUGGACGAUGGAAGACGCCGCGACAAUUCCUUGCGUAUAUAGCACAUGCUAUUACGCAUUGUAUUUGAGAGGUAAAAUGAAGAAAGGCGACAAAGUAUUAAUUCAUUCUGGUACAGGAGGCGUUGGGCAAGCAGCAAUUCACCUUGCGCUUUACGAAGGUUGCGAAAUAUUUACAACGGUUGGAAGUAGCGAGAAACGAAAUUUUAUAAGAAAAACAUUUCCAUCUAUUCCCGAGGAUCAUAUUGGAAAUUCUCGAGACACGAGUUUUGAACAAAUGAUUAUCCAGAAGACAAAAGGUCGCGGAGUGGAUAUCGUAUUGAAUUCUUUAGCUGAAGAAAAAUUGCAAACAUCCAUCCGUUGUUUAGCGAAAGGUGGUCGUUUCCUCGAAAUUGGAAAGUUUGAUAUGAUUUCUAAUAAUCCUUUAAAAAUAUUUGCAUUCUCAAAAGGCAUUAGUUUCCAUGGUAUAAUAUUGGAUAAUUGGAUAUUUGGUGCAAAAAAAGAGGAUAAAAUCUUAUUGUAUAAUAUAAUAAUAAAAGGGAUAAAGAAAGGGGCUAUCAAACCGUUAUGCAGAAAAGUCUUUGAAAGGGAUGAAAUAGAAACUGCGUUUAGAUAUAUGGCUGCUGGAAAACAUAUUGGCAAGAUAAUAAUAAAAAUUCGAAAGGAAAAUGAACCCUUGGAUGCUCCUAUACUUGCACAUCCGCGGUACUACUGCCUGGAACGCAAAUGCUAUAUCGUUUUAGGUGGUCUAGGUGGUUUUGGUUUAGAAUUAAUUGAUUGGUUGAUUCUACGUGGUGCAAAAAAUCUAGUAGUAACCUCGCGAACUGGAAUAAAAAACGGAUAUCAGCGAUCAAGAGUAACGUUAUGGCAAUCUUACGGUGUAAAUAUACAAAUCGUUACAGCUGAUACUUCGAGAUAUAGAGACUGUGAAUAUAUAUUAAAAUUUGCCGAAGAACAAGGUCCUGUAGAUGCUAUAUUCAAUCUCGCAGUUGUGUUGAAAGAUGAUAUAUUUAAGAAUCAAUCCCCACAAACAUUCGAAGAAACCUUCGUGUCAAAGGCAUGGACGACGAAGAAGAUGGACGAAUUAUCGAGAACUAUUUGCACUCAACUUCGACAUUUUGUCGUUUUCUCUUCCGUUUCAUGCGGAAGAGGUAACGCAGGCCAAACAAAUUACGGAAUGGCAAAUUCCGUAAUGGAAAGAAUUUGUGAAAGAAGGAAAAAAGAAGGUUUACAUGGUUUGGCUAUACAGUGGGGCGCAAUUGGUGAAGUUGGGCUUGUCGCAGAUAUGCGAGAAGAUGACAAAGAACUUAUUAUCGGAGGUACAUUGCAACAAAAAAUAUCUUCUUGUUUGGACACUUUAGAAGUAUUUCUGCUACAAGAUCGGUCAAUUGUAAGCAGUAUGGUUGUUGCUGAGAAACAAAAAUCGAGCCAAGCAAUGAAUCCAGUUGAAGCAGUUGCUAAUAUUAUGGGUCUGAAAAAUUCAAACAUAUUGGCGCCAAAUGUAUCACUGGCUGAACUAGGCGUGGAUUCAAUGAUGGCAGUAGAAAUUAAACAAACCUUAGAGAGAGAAUUUGAUAUUUUAUUGACAGAAGAAGAUAUUCGAAACCUCAAUUUUGCUGCGCUUAGAAAAAUGAUAAAUGCAACCGAGGAAGGAAAGACGUAUGAUGUUACUGAAGCUGCUACAAAUAUUUUAGGCAGUUUUGAAAUGGUUACACGAAAACUUAAGGAUUCUGACUUAAGUCCAAAUAUUUAUGUGGAACUUGAUACAAAAAGGGAAGUUACUGGAAACAUAAUAAUUCUUAUACCAGGAAUCGACGGAUCUGCAAGCGUAUACAAACUGAUGGAAUCGAAAAUUAAAUCUAUGGCAAUGUGUUUGCAACACGGUGCAAUUAAUAUGCCGGAUGUUACUCGUUCAGUAAUGAAAUCAGCUGCAUAUCUUCUGCCUUAUGUAAUGGAGAAAAUGCAAGAUCAAAAAGAAUUUUUAAUAGUGGGUUAUUCAUUUGGAUCCUUAAUUGCUAUCGAAUUAGCAAGAUUAUUAGAAGCUAAGAAUUUCAUUGGACGGUUAAUACUUAUAGAUGGAGCACCUGAUUGGAUAAAAUUUUUGAGUAAAAAUUAUUUUAAUCAUACUUCGCAACAAGAAUUGCAAAAUGAUAUUUUACUUUAUCUUCUAAAACUAUAUCUGGAAUCUGACAAUGAAAUGAUUGCGUUAGACCUGAAAGAGUGCAGUACAUGGGAGGAAAAAUUAGAACUAAUUACUGCUCGCUUUUCGGAGAAGAUUAAUAUGUUAAGUGUUGAAAAUCAAAAACUAUUAUGUACAACGGUUUACGAUCAUAUAAUUGCUGCACAAGAUUAUGAUAUAUCUUCAUUGUCAUGCAUAAAAUCAUCUGUAAUAUUAUUAAAACCUACACUUACACCUUUCACUUUUCCUGAAGAGGAUUAUGGUCUACAUAAGAUUACUGAAAGUGCAGUGCAAAUUCAUUACAUAGAAGGUUCUCAUAUCACAAUGAUGGACAAAAUAGCAUCAUUUAUUAAUGAAGCAUUCUAAAAUAAAUAGCUCUGUGGAUGCUUCGCCGAACAAAUAUCGAUUAGUUGGUGGAGGUGCAGGGAAAGUGGUUCAUGGGUAAAAUGCGGUUUUUUUUUUAAACGGUUUAUUUGAAUAAUUGUUAUUAACUUUUAUUUAUUCUCAAUCCGAAAAUCGCACUAGAUUCCAUUCGCAUAAAAGAGAUAAUCUCUAACAAAAUUAUCUUUUUAAGAAAAAGGUAAAAAAAGCGUCAAGUACACAUGUGAAAAAUGCGAAAAAAUAUUAUAUU